Molecule: messenger RNA, 1661 nt
Organism: Aspergillus aculeatus ATCC 16872
Lineage: Eukaryota; Fungi; Ascomycota; Eurotiomycetes; Eurotiales; Aspergillaceae
Exons: 7
Coding region: 1-1443 (480 amino acids)
Biological process (GO): tripeptide transport; allantoate transport; transmembrane transport
Cellular component (GO): plasma membrane
Molecular function (GO): dipeptide transmembrane transporter activity; allantoate transmembrane transporter activity
Source: RefSeq, a predicted model, not a curated record
AUGGAAGAAAUACCUCAAAAGAAACAGGCCAGCAAUGAUGGCUGCCAUCGAUCAGGAUAUUCGGAAGAGGAGGAGGAGCAGGUGGUGAGGAAAAUCGACCGGUUCAUUUUGCCGAUCUUGUGUUCGGUUUUCUUCUUCCAAUAUCUAGACAAGCAUGGCUUGAAUUAUGUCUCGGUGUUUGGCCUCAUCGACGAUCUCUCUUUGCAGGGCUCCGAAUACUCCUGGUGCUCCUCUAUUCUAUUCCUUGGACAGCUGGUGUCGGAGUAUCCGUUAAUUUACCUGAUGAGUCGCUUGCCCUUGACACGAGUGGUUGGCGUCACCAUUAUUCUCUGGGGAGCAGUGUCGAUGUGCCUGGCCGCCACCCAGGAUUUUGCUGGCUUUGCCGCUCUGCGGUUUCUCCUCGGCUUGAGUGAAGGAGCCGUCGGUCCAGCUUUCGUGACUUUGACCAGUGUCUGGUACCGAAAGAAAGAACAUGCUCUGCGCGUUGGAGUUUGGGUUACGAUGGGUGGACUGGCUCAGGUGCUUGGCUGUCUACUUAUGUACGGAAUCGGACGAUCAUCAACGCCCGGAAGCCUCGCGCCCUGGAGGACUCUGUUCCUCAUCUGCGGAGCCUUGACAUGCGGCUUUGGGGUAAUCUUCAUCUUCGUCGUUCCUGUUUCGCCAGAGAAAGCAUGGUUUCUCUCUCCGCGCGAAGUGGAGGUUCUCGAAGCAAGGAUGGCCCUGGAUCGGGACGCUGGCGAUCUCACUCAGUUUUCGGGCGCACAAGUUAAGGAGACGCUGAGAGAUAUCCGAGCGUGGUCUAUGUUCAUCUUCGGGGUGUUGGUGACUAUGCAAUCCCCAGUGCUCACAUUCGCCUCCCUUAUCAUCAAGAAUCUGAACUACACUAGUCUCCAGACUAUGUUGUACACAGCACCCUCGGGAGCGGUGCAGAUCCUGGCGAUUUGGGCCAGUCUCGCGGGAUGCUACCUACUUCCCAAUAACCGAUGCUUGGUGGUGAUGGUGAUGACCAUCCCUCCCCUGGUCGGAAACAUUCUCCUCCUCAAAUUGCCACUCACUGCUGGAUGGGCCUUAAUUGUCGCAUCCUGGUUGGCUUCAUGUCAGCCUAAUAUCAUAGCUGUGGUGCUGAGCCUCAGCGCCUCAAACGUCAAAGGGAACACCAAGCGUUCCAUGGUCAAUGCCUUAUUUUUCAUAGGAUCCUCGAUCGGAAGCAUCGCAGCUCCUCAGCUUUGGAAACCCAAAGCCGCACCGAGGUUCUUUGAGGGUGUGGUGACGGGAAUUGUCACCUGGGGCCUGCUCAUCGGGGCACUGAGUCUGUACUGGCACAUCUGCCGGUCGGAAAAUCGUCAACGAGAUCAAACCCAGAUUCCUUCACCCGGGUUCACCUACCACACUGGUGAAGAUGUCACCGAUAUCCAAGAUCCUCAGUUCCGAUAUAGUUACUAAGGGAUCGUUCACCACCUGUGCGACCGAGGUGGAAACCUCGAGGAUUCGAACUAUGUUUCGCUACUUAUGCCUCACCAUUCGACCAGUCCUCCCCAGAUCUAGAUGCUCUAAUGUGGCUUACGGCACUUAGAUAUGGGCGGCAAUCACUGCGGUCGUAGGUAUGCUCCGCGCGCAGUGGGAGGCCGGGCAUAAUACCAGGCCCAAGGAAAGGACACGAG